ACGGGCUUGUUCACGUGAAGGAAGAAGAAGAAUUGCUUAUCCCCGAUAAUGAUGGACUGGUUCAGGUGAAGAAAGAAGAUCAGUUUAUCUCCGAUGAUGGUGGUUGUAACCUGUGAAAUGUACCAUUGGUCAAAAUGACAAAGUUUGUGCUUAAUCCAAUUAGUUUUCCGAUAUUCCUUCCUCUCAGCAAUGCUAUCUCCACUUAUUUCAGGAGUGAUCCUUGGUGGUGGAAAGCUCCCACAACAGAUCAAAAAUGAAGACUUCACAAGGACUGUAAUAGUAUGUAGAACUAAACUCAAUUUAAUGCCAAUUUCCAACCACGGGAGAAGAGCUAGCAAUGAGAAGCAAUGUCCAGUGUUUCAACGUGAAAGAAUCAGAUGCAUAAGACUUCUAUGUAAGCCCGGAGUUUUAUACUUCCCAGUUUGCAUUGACUGUAAACCAGUUUACAUUUGUAUGUACUGAAACAAAUGAUGAAUCUCAGGCUCAAUUGACAUCUUCUUC
Molecule: messenger RNA, 501 nt
Organism: Nezara viridula (southern green stink bug)
Lineage: Eukaryota; Metazoa; Arthropoda; Insecta; Hemiptera; Pentatomidae
Source: the annotation of a GenBank genome assembly